AAAGUGGAAGAAUUCACGGAAGCGCAGCGUCUAGGAAGUCCGGUGGGUUAAGGAGAAAAUCAGUCCACAGGUCCUGGCUCCAAAAGCAAAACACAUCACAUGAAGAGAGGAGGAGACUCCAGGACCCAGAUAUCAUCAUUUGUGGGGACAUCCUUGACUGGAGGCUAAGAUUUCUAACUAGAAAUUUAGAGCAGUUCAAGAAGAGACUAAAGACCUGGAAUCCUAAUUACUGGUUACUUCCCAUCAGAAAAGAAAAUGAUCAAGGCCCAGGAAUCACUGACACUGGAGGAUGUGGCUGUGGAGUUCACCAGGGAGGAGUGGCAGCUCCUGGGCCCUGCUCAGAAGGACCUGUACUGGGAUGUGAUGUUGGAGAACUACAGCAACCUGGUGUCAGUGGGGUAUCAAGCCAGCAAGCCAGAUGCCCUCACCAGGUUGCAACGAGGAGAAACAUGGACAAUAGAAGAUGAAAUCCAUAGUCGAAUCUAUCUAGAAAUCAUGAAUGUUGACGGUCAUCUACAGAUACACUCACAAAACCAAAGAUGUCUGAAGAGAGUGGAACAAUGCCGUGAACAUAAUGCAUUUGGAAGCAUCAUUCAUCAGAGGAAAAGUAAUUUUCCUUUCAGGAAAAAUCAUGAUAUAUUUGACUUACAUGAGAAAACACUGAAAUCAAAUUUAAGUUUACUCAAACAGAACAGAACCUAUGAAGUCAAUAAUCCUAUUGAGGUUAACAGAGAUGGGAGUUCACUCCUCAAUGCCAACCAUGAACAAUUUCAUGCCAAAAUGGAAUUCCCUGAAUGUGGAAAUUCUAUGAAUACAGAUUCACAAUUCAUUAAACAUCACAGAACUCCAAAGGUAGAUAAACCCCAUGGAUGCACUGAAUGUGGGAAGACCUUUCUCAAGAAGUCUCGCCUCAUUGACCACCAGAGAGUUCAUACAGGAGAGAAACCUCAUGGAUGCAGUAUAUGUGGCAAAGCCUUCUCCAGAAAGUCCAGGCUCACUGAGCAUCAGAAAACUCAUGUAGGAGAAAAACGGUAUGAAUGCACUGAAUGUGACAAAGCAUUCCGCUGGAAAUCACAGCUCAUUGCACAUCAGAAAAUUCAUACAGGAGAGAAACCCUAUGUAUGCAGUGAUUGUGGAAAAGGCUUCAUCAAGAAGUCUCGGCUCAUUAAUCAUCAGAGAGUUCAUACAGGAGAGAAACCUCAUGGAUGCAGUCUGUGUGAGAAAGCAUUCUCCAGAAAGUCCAGGCUCAUUGAACAUCAGAGAACUCAUACGGGAGAGAAACCCUAUGAAUGCACUGAAUGUGACAAAGCAUUCCGCUGGAAAUCACAGCUCAAUGCACAUCAGAAAACUCAUACAGGAGAGAAAUCAUAUAUAUGUAGUGAUUGUGGAAAAGGCUUUAUUCAGAAAGGCAAUCUCAUUGUACAUCAGCGUACUCAUACUGGAGAGAAGCCUUAUAUAUGCAGUGAAUGUGGAAAAGGUUUCAUUCAGAAGGGCAAUCUCCUCAUACAUCAACGUACUCAUACUGGAGAGAAACCCUAUGUAUGCAGUGAAUGUGGGAAAGGCUUCAGCCAGAAGACAUGCUUAAUAUCACAUCAGCGAUUUCACACAGGAAAGACUCCCUUUGUAUGUACUGAGUGUGGAAAAUCCUGCUCACACAAGUCAGGUCUCAUUAAUCAUCAGAGAAUUCACACAGGAGAGAAACCCUAUAAGUGCAGUGACUGUGGGAAAGCUUUCAGAGAUAAGUCAUGCCUUAAUAGACAUCGGAGAACUCACACAGGAGAAAGACCCUAUGGAUGCUCUGAUUGUGGGAAAGCUUUCUCCCACUUGUCAUGCCUUGUUUAUCAUAAGGGAAUGCUGCAUGCAAGGGAGAAACGUGUAGGUUCAGUUAAGUUGGAAAAUCCUUUCUCAAAGAGACACAGGUCAUCACAUGAAAGAGAUCUCAUACAGGAGAAAAAUCCUGUUGACAUGGUGACUAUGCAGAUGCCUUCUGUGGUAGCUCAGACUUCAUUAAACAACAAUGAAUUACAAGCAGAUAGGAAUGUAGCUAUUGUGGGACAGCCGGUGGCCAGAUGUUCAUCCUCAGCAUAUAAUAGAAUUUGCACAGAAGAAAAACAUUAUUAAUACAGUGAAUGUGGUAGUGCUUUCAGUGAUCAAUUACAUCAUAUUUUAUGUCACAGAAAUGACACAGGAAUAAACUGUGAUACAUUCAAGGUGGAAAACCCUUGAGUAAAACCUUCUACCUGAUUAUAUGGCUGACAAGUGUAUACUGAGAGAAAAGUAGUACGAAUAAAGAGACUGGGAAAGUCUUUUUAUGAGGUAGACAGACCCUAUCCAGUGAUAAUAGAUCACAGAUCUUCAAUGAACUCAUACUUGGUAGAAAUAAAAUAAUCAUGGAGAAGUCCUUGGCCAAAAUAAGACCUCAGUAGGUGUCAGAGAGUUCAUGCCAGAGAGAAACUGUUGGAAGACAUUCAAAGGCAGGGAACGUGGCAGGGUUGCUGAUGGUACAUUCUCCCUCAUCAAUUGUCAGGAGAAAUCAUAUUGAAAUAAAACUAUGAACAUAAUAACUGGAACAUUUUCAGCAAAAUAUCAGUGAAUAUGAAGCAAAUAAGCCCUGUGAGAGUGAAGAAUAUUUUAGAGAUCUUUAUCACAAGUCUAACAAAAUUAUACAUCAGAUAAUAUAUAUGAUAUGCAU
Messenger RNA from Cynocephalus volans (Philippine flying lemur), 2692 nucleotides. It is a transcript of the gene ZNF613, whose product is annotated as zinc finger protein 613. The transcript is spliced from 5 exons. Bases 256 to 2121 code for a protein of 621 amino acids. Gene Ontology annotation, biological process: regulation of transcription by RNA polymerase II. The record is from RefSeq and is a predicted model, not a curated record. Gene Ontology annotation, molecular function: DNA-binding transcription factor activity, RNA polymerase II-specific; RNA polymerase II cis-regulatory region sequence-specific DNA binding. NCBI's taxonomy places the organism in Eukaryota, Metazoa, Chordata, Mammalia, Dermoptera, Cynocephalidae.